Molecule: messenger RNA, 1527 nt
Organism: Pseudopipra pipra
Lineage: Eukaryota; Metazoa; Chordata; Aves; Passeriformes; Pipridae
Product: zinc finger protein 239-like
Exons: 2
Biological process (GO): regulation of transcription by RNA polymerase II
Molecular function (GO): DNA-binding transcription factor activity, RNA polymerase II-specific; RNA polymerase II cis-regulatory region sequence-specific DNA binding
Source: RefSeq, a predicted model, not a curated record
GCGGGGAGGAAAAGGGCCGGGAGAUCCCCCCACAGGAGGGGCUCCAAAGCCAGCCCAGGGUGCUCUGAGGAGGAAAGAGCCAGCCUGUGCCGGGAAGGCGGCCAGAGCUUGAGGCAGAGCUCUGAGCUGGUGGUCCCUGAGCAACCUCCCAGUAGGGAGAAGCCCUUCAGGUGCUUGGAAUGUGGGAAGAGCUUCAGGGACAGCUUCAACCUGCUCAGACACCAGCACAUCCACACUGGGGAACGGUCCUACACAUGUAGGGAAUGUGGGAAGAGCUUCAGCCUGAGCUACAACCUCCGCACCCACCAGCGCAUCCACACUGGGGAACGGCCCUACAAGUGCUUGGAAUGUGGAAAGAGGUUUCAGACCAGCUCCAGUCUCCUCCUGCAUGAGCGGACGCACACGGAUGAGAGGCCCUUCCGCUGCACCGACUGCGGGAAGGGCUUCAAGCGGAACUCCCACCUCGUCACCCACCGGCGCAUCCACACUGGAGAGAAACCCUACAAGUGUGGGGAGUGUGGGAAGAGCUUCACCGACAGCUCUAAUUUGACCUCACACCAACGGACCCACCACAGGGAGAAGCCCUUCAGGUGCUUGGAAUGUGGGAAGAGCUUCAGGCAAAGCAACACCCUCCUCACCCACCAGCACAUCCACACUGGGGAACGGCCCUACAUAUGUAGGGAAUGUGGGAAGAGCUUCAGGAAUAGCUCACACCUCUAUAUCCACCAGCGAAUUCACACCGGGGAACGGCCCUACAAGUGUGGGGAAUGUGGGAAGAGCUUCAACCAGAGGUCCUCCCUCCGCACCCACCAGCGCAUCCACACUGGAGAACGGCCCUACAAGUGCUUGCAAUGUGGGAAGAGGUUUAGCACCAGCUCAUAUCUCCUCUUGCACCAGCGGACGCACACGGAUGAGAGGCCCUUCCGCUGCACCGACUGCGGGAAGGGCUUCAAGCAGAACUCCAACCUCAUCGCCCACCGGCGCAUCCACACCGGGGAGAGGCCCUACAAGUGUGGGGAGUGUGGGAAGAGCUUCACCCACAGCUCUACCUUGACCCAACACCAACGGACCCACCAGUAAGAGAAGCCCUACCAGUGCCCCGACUGCAGAAGAGCUUCGGCCGCUGCUUCCACCCCAAUGAACCCCCUGAUGGUGAGGCAACCCCUGGAGUACAGUGACUGUCAGUCCAUCCCUUUCUACCACAAAGGGCCAGUCCCCUUUCACAGGGUCAGCUUCUUCCAACAGAACCCUUCUUGGAGGGGUGUGUGGAGAUUCCUGCCUUGGCUGGGGACCCCCCAAGGUCACUGCUGGAGGCUGAGAGCAGAGAUCUCCCCCCGAGCGUUGGUCUGGGGAAGUUCCAUCCAUCUCUAAUUAAGAAUUAUUGCUUUUGUGCCAGCUUGAGUAGAAUUGUUUCAACAUUUGCUUUAGUGUAGAGCACUGUCCUAUCUUAUCCUGUACUGCUGGUAGUUUUAGUGUUUGUAUUGUGCAGUAAAUAAUUGUGAUGAAGAUCUUUUGUCUGAUCAUUUG